GCCCGCGUGUGAUUGGCUCAAUUCGCGUCAUGGCGGGCGAAGAGCACGUGGAAAUUGUGGAAAACGGUGAAAAUCAUCAAAAAACAAAUAAAAGAAAACGUGAAUCGUCCGUUUUGGACAAUUUCACCAAAUUAACAAACGGGCAAGAGAAAGUGCGGGUUAAAGCCGGCAUUGAUUUAAUCCGGCAUUUAACAAGUGACAAAAACGGGGAACAAAGUAACGAUGAGUUGAAAUACGCACUAGGGCGUUUGAUACGUGGCCUCGGCUCGUCUAAAAUUCACGCAAAAACUGGCUUUUUUGCCGCUUUGGUUGCCUUACUUAACCUUAAAACUAUCACGAUUGAGGAGAUUUUCACACACGUGGAGAAGGAAUUGCACAAAGGGGGCAGCAACAGUAAAAGUGAAAAUGCCGAUAUUUGUUCAGGACAGAUUUUGCUCUGUGGGGCUAUUCUUAGGUCUAAUUUGUACGAAAGCUGUGACGAAAAAGAAAAAAUUAAAGUUUUGGAAAUGUUGCUCAAGGCCGGGAAAGAAAGAUCAUACUUGAAUCUAGCCUCCUGUAAAUUUUUGACCGAUUUAUUUCAGCAGGUUGAGCAAAAAGAAUUCGAAACCGUGAUUUUUCCACUCAUUAAAAACGAUUUAGCGAAACCGUGGCAAGACCAAAACUUGGACUCACUUUUUUUGUUUCUACAAAUACAAAAUCAUUUUCCCGGCUUUUUACAUGCGAAAUUCUUGAAAAAUAAUUUAGGGACCGAAGAAUUAAUUUGUAGCGAAAGUUUGUACGACUUGGCCCUGACUUUGACUUCUAUUCCACGAGUAUCGUCCUUAAAUCACCCAAUCUUUGACUUGUUUAUCAAAACCUUAUCACAGACAGACUUAACAGUUAGUUUUUUCAACGAAUUAGAUCGCACCUUGAUUAGGCAAAACCGUAACAAAUUUUUCGUCGCAACUAAACUCUUGACCGGAAUUUUGGACGAACUUAACGAUUUUUCCCUAAUUCCCGAACUUUUGACACGAAAUUACCUCCAACAAUUGCUAAGCACUUACAAGACGGCUGUUGGAAAACAAAAAGAUAAAGAAUUCCAAAAUCUGACCCAAAAAUUAUUCGAAACACUCGUCAGUUGUUUGAAAAAAGACGGAGUCAAGUCGAAGAUAAAAAUCAAAGUUUUGAAGACACUUUUGUUCUUCCCUGGGACGUUUAUUUUUGAAAAAGUCACCAGAAGCAAACUUGUACAAAACAUAACAGCAACCUUGAACACCGAAGGUGUUAAAAAAUUGGCUGGAAUUUACCGGGACGUAAUUUUAGCCACAAACGAUAAAGUUAUUAAUGAAAAUUCGACGGAAAAGUGGUGGAAUGUUGAUAGGAUUUAUGCGUCUCAUUUAUUGGUCAAAUUAUUAAAUCACCCCUCCAUGCACGAAAACAACGACUGGAAGGUCGACCAAUUAGUUUUUCUAAUGAAAUUGGGGCUUUUGAAGGACGAUAACAUCGGUAACGACUUGGCCGACUCGUUUAGAGAAACCUUCUACUCGUCACUUGAUUUAAAAUUAUCAAAACUGGACGAUUUGAGGCAAAUUUUAAGCAAAAUCGCCCAAGAGUUUGACGCACUCGCUACGCUCGUACGUCAACCGUUGAGUGACGAAACGGCCGAAAUGUGGCAACGCACGCUUGACGUAGCCACGAAAUUGCAAAACUCAUCGAAGAAGAAAAAUUCGGUCUUUCACACACUCUUUCUCCAUCUUGGGCUUCAAUUGUUCAAUGGUAAUAACGCGAAGUUGGCGUCUGAUUCGCUCCAAGAGCUUAUCAUUUGUUACGAUAAAACGAAAAAAAAGAGCGUCGAUGAAAGCGAGCUGGCUUGGAUCGAAGUCGUUGUUGAUUUAUUCCUAAAUUUGUUAUCGCACAAUUCGCAUUUGUUGCGCAGUGUGAUAAGUUGUGUCUUUCCGCACUUGUGUAAAUACAUGACUGGGAGCGCGAUUCACCAGAUUUUGGGCGUUUUGGAUCCGAAAAGUGAUUCGAAUCCGUUGAGUCGAAUCGAUGAGAGUAGUAGCGACGAAGAGGUGGAGGAGGAGGAGGAAGAUGAGGACGAAGAAGAGGAAGAAAUAAGUGACGAAGAAGAGGAAGAACCGGUUAAUGAUAAACUGCGAAUGGCGUUACAUCAAGCGUUGGGUGCAAGUGUUGAUUCGGAAGCCGAAAGUGUAGAUCUUGACGAUUUGGACGAUGAAGAAGGGGAAAAAUUAGACGAAGCUUUGAGCCAAGCAUUCAAGCAAUUUAAACCGAACUUGGGGAGGAGAAAAAAGCAGAAGAAGGACGAAGAAGCCUUGACUCAUUUCCGGAUUCGGGUUUUGGACUUGAUCGAGAUUUAUCUAAAUUCAAAUCCGACCAUGAUCCUCACUUUGGAGAUAAUGUUGCCUUUGCUCCAAUGUCUCGAGUUUUGCAUCAGAGACGACCACCAAAAGCCCCUCCAAGACAGGCUAAAAUCCUGUUUGAAGAAACUCUCUUCGUUGAAGAAAUUCGACGACUGUGAGGGCGUGAAUGAGGAGGUUUUGGUCGAACUGCUCAAAAGUCUCCUCGAGAAAGGGACGCGAAACGUAAUUAUCAUCCAAGAAAUGGCCGAAAAACUCGCCGAAUGCUGCAUUUUCGUAAUCAAUUGUUCCGAAUUUGUCCCUAAGAAGAAGAAGAUCAAAGCCGUGAUAAAGGACGGUCUUGAGGCGUUUUUCACGCGCCGUGAUUGCGUGAUUCCUUACGUCCUGUUCAAAAAUUUAGUCCAAACCAACUGGGAGGGGGUGCUGGACUUGGUGCCCCAAUUGUUCGGUUUUGUUUUCGCAAAUUCCAUUCGGCCCUUCCGUCGUGGUCAAGCCGUCGAGCUUUUGCGGCUUUUCUUCAGCAAUCAUCGAUUUUUCUCGACGCAUUGUGAACAAGUCAAGUCGAUUGAAGACCACACUAGGAAUUUUCUCCGUGAUUGUGUCGAUUUCUUCCGCGAGUUUUACGCGAAUCCGACUGAGAGGAAAGUGAAGGAGAAGUUUUUGGCGUCGCUGUUUGAGCUUUUGGCGCAAUUGAAGAGUUACGAGUUUGAGAGUUGGGCAGUUUUGGGUGAUGCGGUCAGGGAUUGUCGCUCGAUUUUAACGUUUUCGAAGGAUACGAAAGUUGCGUUCAAUAAAUUGUGCAGUAGUUUGAAGAUUUCCAAUGUUGUGGAAAUGAAGCAGAAGACGGUGAAGUUGAAUACGGUCGAGGAGUGUGAAAGUGAGGAGAAGGAGGAGAAGAGGAGGAAGAAGAAGUUGAGUAAGGAUAAGUUGAAGUUGAAGAAGGAGUCCAAGGAGUUGAGGUUGCAAAGCUUGUCGGAAGGGUUAAAGAGGAAGUUUGAGUGGGAGGAAGGUGAAGAAGAGGCGAAGAAAGCGAAAACUGAUGAUUUUUAAAUAAAUUAUUUUUGAAGAC
Messenger RNA from Tribolium castaneum (red flour beetle), 3426 nucleotides. RefSeq names its product MYB binding protein 1a (gene Mybbp1A). Bases 30 to 3407 code for a protein of 1125 amino acids. The record is from RefSeq and is a predicted model, not a curated record. The transcript has 5 exons. Gene Ontology annotation, cellular component: nucleolus. Gene Ontology annotation, biological process: regulation of DNA-templated transcription. Lineage: Eukaryota; Metazoa; Arthropoda; Insecta; Coleoptera; Tenebrionidae. Gene Ontology annotation, molecular function: transcription factor binding; sequence-specific DNA binding; RNA binding.